AUGGUCGCGGAUCGGUGCCCUGUCGGGGCGUCGCUAAUGCGCAAGCUCGGUUGGUCAGAGGGCAAGGGUCUCGGUGCUCUCGAACAGGGCCGCCAGAAACCUUUAUUGGCACAGCCGAAGUUCGAUACCUGUGGCAUUGGCGCCAAGGCCUCGGACGCAGCACCCGCAGACCUGAGCAUCGUUUUGUCCCAGCUGCCAACCUGGGUAGAACCGCUCCAGACAGAGGUUAUGGACGACACGAGUAAGCUCUCGCUCGAUGACGUUUUUCGCAAGCUCCACGAGAGACGUCACAGAAUGAAGAAAACGAAACGGGACAGACGGAAACGGGAUAAGCUGGGAACGCACCAAGCAGCGACACCUGCCAAGCGACCAAAGAGCGAACGAUAG
Cyanidioschyzon merolae strain 10D is the source of this 387-nucleotide messenger RNA. RefSeq lists its product as hypothetical. The record is from RefSeq and is a predicted model, not a curated record. Gene Ontology annotation, cellular component: nucleolus. Gene Ontology annotation, molecular function: nucleic acid binding. Gene Ontology annotation, biological process: regulation of ribosome biogenesis. The transcript has a single exon. NCBI's taxonomy places the organism in Eukaryota, Rhodophyta, Bangiophyceae, Cyanidiales, Cyanidiaceae. The coding region runs from base 1 to 387 and encodes 128 amino acids.